Elaeis guineensis (African oil palm) is the source of this 1770-nucleotide messenger RNA. The record is from RefSeq and is a predicted model, not a curated record. NCBI's taxonomy places the organism in Eukaryota, Viridiplantae, Streptophyta, Magnoliopsida, Arecales, Arecaceae.
AUGAACCAAAUAUUCAAGAGAUUUGAUCACUUCGAUUCCUAUUCAAUCCAUUCUGAUUCCGAUUUUGAUUCUGUUACUUGACGCGUCCCCUUGGUUUUUGUGGCUUCAGGGUUUUCAGCAAAUUCACUGUCUUAUGAUUAUUCGGCAAGCACGGAGUGCUUAGCUGAGCCUCCAAGAGCUCAGUAUGGAGGUGGGCUCAUAGGAAAUCCAGAAUUUAAUAACAGGCCAAAAGGAUGGUCUCCAUUCGGCUAUGCGAAGAUAGAAAAGAGGACAUCAGAGUCAGGCAACCAAUUCUUGGUUGCUUACAAAAGAAACCAACCAUAUCAAAGCAUCUCUAAGAAAGUCUACCUGCAGAAAGAGAAGCUCUACACUUUCUCUGCUUGGGUGCAAGUUAAUGAAGGAAAUGCAGCAGUUAGAGUGGUUUUCAAGACUCGUGAUGACUUCGUCCAUGCCGGUGCAGUCCAUGCCAAGUCUGGAUGUUGGGCCAUGCUCAAGGGAGGCCUUACUGUGAAUGCCUCCGGACCUGCCGAACUUUAUUUCGAGAGUGAAAACACGAGUGUGGAGAUAUGGGUGGACAGUGUGUCAUUGCAACCAUUCUCCAAAGAAGAAUGGAGAGCUCAUCAGACCAAGAGCAUCGAGAAGGCUCGCAAGAAGACGGUGAGGUUCCGGGCUGUGGAUGCCCAAGGCAACACUCUCGCUGGUGCAACAGUCUCGCUCGCGCAGAAAAGGCCAGGAUUCCCAUUCGGUUGCGCCAUUCCCGCUAGUAUCGUCCAAAACACCCAAUACCAGAACUGGUUCGCCCCCCGCUUCACCGUGACCGUCUUCGAGAACGAGAUGAAGUGGUACUCCACCGAGCGCUCCCCAGGCCAGGAGGACUACUCCGUUCCGGAUGCCAUGGUCGCCUUUGCGAAGCAGCACAACAUCGCCAUCAGAGGGCACAAUGUUUUCUGGGACGACCCCAAAUACCAGAUGGACUGGGUGCGGGCUCUCAACUCCGACCAGCUCUGGAACGCAAGUAAUAGGCGAAUCAAUUCGGUCAUGUCCAGAUACAGAGGCCAAGUCAUUGCAUGGGAUGUUGUCAAUGAGAACCUUCAUUUCUCCUUCUUUGAGGACAGGCUCGGGAAGGAUGCCUCUAACAUCUUCUACCAGAAGGCUCACUCUCUGGACUCCACGACACUCAUGUUCCUGAAUGACUACAAUACACUGGAGCAGCCUGGAGACCCGGCGUCGACGCCAGACAAGUACCUUCAGAAGCUGCAAGAGGUCAAGGCGUACCAAGGGAAUAAUGAUAAUAUGGCAAUAGGACUGCAGGGCCACUUCGGUCAACCAAACAUUCCAUACAUGAGAUCUGCUCUGGAUACUCUUGCCGGGGCCAAAGUGCCCAUUUGGCUCACCGAAGUUGAUGUUACCAAGGAUCCAAAUCAGGCAAACUACCUGGAGGAAAUCUUGAGGGAGGCUUACUCACAUCCAGCAGUGAACGGGAUCGUGUUGUGGGGAGGAUGGCAUCAAGAGGGUUGCCAGAUAAUGUGCCUCACAGACAACAAUUUCAAGAACCUUCCGACUGGAGAUGUGGUAGACAAGCUGAUAGCAGAGUGGAAGUCUGGUAGUGUGGUUGGAAAGACUGAUGCUGAUGGCUUCUUCGAGGCUCAGCUCUUCCACGGGGAGUAUGAAAUGAGCAUAAGCGAUCCAACUGCAAAUUCUUCAUCCGUGCAAGGGUUGAAAGUGGAAUCAGGGUCUCCGCAUGAAGCUAUCAUCCGCGUGCAGGUGUAA